AGCAGUAAUAGUAGCAGAAGGCUUUCAAUAUUGACGCACAUUGACGCUUAUCAAGAAUCCUAUAAUCGCCGAAAUCUGAAAAAAGAUCUGCUGUCAAAUUCGAAGUAAUUUUCACAAAAUAAAGUAUAUUAUUAUAUAUCUUAGGAACAAUGUCAGAGACCGUAAUAGAUGAAAGAGUAACUGACGAAAUUGAAGCACUAAAAGCGAUAUUGCUUGAUGAUGAAUUAAAUAUAAAGGAAAAUGACAGAGGUGAACCAGAAUGUAUUGAAACUGUGUUAUUUCCCUCAACUGGUGAAGAUUCACAGUCUCAAUAUGUUUGUGUAACACUGAUUGUUCAGUUACCUGUGGGAUAUCCUGAUAUAUCACCUACUAUUAGUCUCAGAAAUCCCAGAGGGUUAGAUGAAAAUACAGUGAGACUUAUGCAAUCAGAUGCAGAAGCAAAAUGUAAGGAUUUCAUAGGUCAACCAGUUAUGUUUGAACUCAUUGAGCUAAUAAGAGAACACCUUACAAGAAGUAAUCUUCCAACGGAUCAGUGUGCCAUAUGUUUGUAUGGUUUUCGGGAAGGAGAUGAAUUUACAAAAACUGAAUGUUAUCAUUAUUUUCAUUCACAUUGUUUAGCAGCACAUGUUGCUGCUGCAGAACGAUAUUAUAGAGAAGAACAAGAAAAAUUGCCACAAUGGCAACAAGAUGCAACAAAUAAAUUCCAGGCCAUAUGCCCUGUGUGUAGAGAAUCCAUCAAUUGUGAUGUAGAAAGCCUAUGGUCUGCUCCACCUCCAAUUGAUGUUGAAGCUGCUAUCGAUUUUUCAGUAACUGCAGAGCUGAGAGAAUUACAAAAACAAAUGGCAGCAUUAUUUUUAAGGCAACAACGGAGGGGUGGUAUAAUUGACUUAGAAGCUGAAGGUGUGAAAACAUUGGUUAGAACAGAAGAUGAGCCAGGUGCUACUACUGAAGGACCCAACCCUCCAGGAACCAGUUUAAAUGCAUAUUCAAAUCAAAAUAUGCAACCUGUUGAUCAUAUGCAAAUGCCACAAUCAAAACAGUCCUCACAGACACAAAAUCAUGCUCACUAUCAAUCAAGGCAACUACAUCAUAAUUACCAAGGUCAUAAUAACCAUGGCCAUCGAAACAGAGGUCGUGGACGAACUCAUUAUCGUCGUCAAUUUGACAGAGUUAGGCACACGGAAUCUACUCCCAGAUGACAAUGGGUUCGAGAUAAAUUAUUUACUGUCUGGUCUUCUAUUUUGCCAAGUGUAUACAAUAAUAUGAACAGCAUUAGUAGCAUAAUUGUGUAUGUAUUAUAUAAUAACUGUUUAAUUUCAAAUCACUUUUACAUACUAAAAUUAUAGGUUUCAUUGUUCAACAACAUUCCUGUUAUAACGGUGUAUAAAAUGGGAUAUGUUGAGACUUCCAAUCCAUUGAGACUCCUGAAGCCAUGGUGCUCUUUUAAACGAUCUACAAUCGUACAAAAGUUAGUUCUUUUUUUUUAAUAUAAAUAUGUAUACAGAGCUGUAAGUACUGUAGCAUAUUACAAACAAGCAAAAGAAAGAAAAGAUACCCAAUCAAAAUGUUAUACUAAAAAUAUUUUAUACCAGUCAUUUAAAAUUUAACAGUUUCGGAGUAUAAAAAUAACAUGUAUCACUUUCAAAUUAAUCAUUUUCACAUAAAUUUCAUAACUUACAAUACUCAUUUCUAUGCAAAAAUUUAUUAAUAAUAUAGAUUGUACUAUAUAACAGAGCAGACAUGGAUCAGUGUUUAAAGAAAUACUUGUUCAUUCCUUUUAAAGGAAUCGAAAAUUUCACUUUUGCUCUAUGCAUAUAUUCAGAAGCAAUGUAAAUCUUUAGAAAAAGUAUGUAAUGCUAUUAUAUAUCAAGUUUAACAUGUGAAAUAUACCUUUCUCUCAAGAGUUGAGAACUUUGGUUUAAUGUAUAAAUCAACCACUACUUCUGGAAGAACACUAUUCAAAAAAUAAUGUGAACAACGCAAAAUGUUUUCAAGGCAAAAUGUUUUCUGCAGUCAUGUAGUAUAUAUAUUGAAAAAAUGUAAGUCUUUGAUUUUUGUAAUUUAUUUGUAUUUUGUUUUCUUCAUUUUAUUUUUGAACGUCUUGUUAAAAAAGAGAUUUAUUGUAAAUAUUUCUUUGUUGGGUGCAAAAGUAGGUUCUGUUAAUAUGUAAAAAUCUUCCUUGUAAUUGUGAUAUUUGAAAAAGAGUAAUAACAUAAAAUAGGAAAAAAUUUUAAAGAAUGAAAACAUCAGAUCAUUCCAAUUCAAAUAAAUUAAGAUAUUAAUUUUAUUAUAAUAAUGUAAAUUCUUCUUUAUAGCAAUGGUACAUUUGACAUUAGUUAUAUAUUGUUAAGGUAAUUAUGAUCUCUAAAAAUAGAAUAGAAAAUGCUUUUAUAAACGAUAAAAUGUUUUAGCACAUGUAAAAUUACACAAAAAAGAUUAAUUAUUUUUAUUCUUUUUUAAACAAAAUACAACAUAAAACAAUAAU
Bombus pyrosoma is the source of this 2485-nucleotide messenger RNA. Its product is annotated as E3 ubiquitin-protein ligase RNF25. The record is from RefSeq and is a predicted model, not a curated record. The coding region runs from base 150 to 1199 and encodes 349 amino acids. NCBI's taxonomy places the organism in Eukaryota, Metazoa, Arthropoda, Insecta, Hymenoptera, Apidae. Gene Ontology annotation, cellular component: nucleus. Gene Ontology annotation, molecular function: ubiquitin protein ligase activity; protein binding. Gene Ontology annotation, biological process: protein ubiquitination. The transcript has 6 exons.